AUGGAUCCAGUCCUGCUCCUGGUACUCAGCCUCUCCUGUCUCAUUCUCCUCUCACUCUGGAGACAGAGCUCUGGGGGAGGGAAGCUCCCUCCUGGCCCCACUCCUCUUCCAAUCAUUGGUAAUUUCCUCCAGAUAGAUGUGAAGGAUAUUCAAAAAUCCUUCACCAAUUUAUCAAAAGUUUAUGGCCCUGUGUAUACUCUAUAUUUGGGCUGGAAGCCCACUGUGGUGUUGCAUGGCUAUGAAGCGGUGAAGGAAGCUCUGGUUGACCAUGGGGAGGAGUUUGCUGGGAGAGGAAGGUUCCCAGCUUUUGAUAAAGCUGCUAAUGGAAUGGGCAUUGUAUUUAGCAAUGGAAAUAGAUGGAAAGACACAAGGCGUUUCUCACUCAUGACUCUGAGGAAUUUAGGCAUGGGAAAAAGGAGCAUUGAGGACCGUGUUAAAGAGGAAGCACAGUGCCUUGUGGAGGAACUGAGGAAAACCAAUGGCUCACCCUGUGACCCCACCUUCAUCCUGGGCUGUGCUCCAUGCAAUGUCAUCUGCUCCAUUAUUUUCCAGGAUCGUUUUGAUUAUAAAGAUCAGAAUUUUCUUAACUUGAUGGAAAAACUAAAUGAAAUUACCAAGAUUCUGAGCACCCCCUGGUUGCAGGUUUGCAAUACAUUUCCCGCUCUGCUUGAUUAUUGUCCAGGAAGUCAUAACCAAUUUUUUAAAAAUUAUACUUGUAUUAAAAAUUAUGUUUUGGAUAAAAUAAAAGAACAUGAAGAAUCAUUGGAUAUUACAACUCCUCGGGACUUUAUUGAUUAUUUCCUAAUUCAAAAAGGGCAGGAAGACUGCAAUCAACCGCUGAAAAAUACGGUUGAACACCUGGCCAUAACAGUGACUGAUCUAUUUGCUGCUGGAACAGAGACAACAAGCACAACACUGAGAUAUGCUCUCCUACUCCUGCUGAAGUACCCACAUGUAACAGCUAAAGUCCAGGAAGAGAUUGAGCAUGUGGUCGGCAAAAACCGAAGCCCCUGCAUGCAGGACAGGAGCCACAUGCCCUAUACAGAUGCCAUGAUUCAUGAGGUCCAGAGAUUCAUUGACCUCAUCCCCAACAGCCUGCCACAUGAAGUGACCUGUGACAUUAAUUUCAGGAACUACUUCAUCCCCAAGGGAACAACAGUAUUAACAUCACUGACAUCAGUGCUGCAUGAUAAUAAGGAGUUCCCCAACCCAGAGGUGUUUGACCCUGGCCAUUUUCUAGAUGGGAAUGGAAACUUUAAGAAAAGUGACUACUUCAUGCCUUUCUCAGCAGGGAAACGGAUUUGUGCAGGAGAAGGCCUGGCACGCAUGGAGCUGUUUCUAUUCCUAACCAGCAUUUUACAGAACUUCAACCUGAAACCUCUGGUUCACCCAAAGGACAUAGAUAUAACCCCAGUGCUCAGUGGAUUGGCCUCAGUGCCUCCAGCCUUCCAGCUCUGCUUCAUCCCUGCUUGA
Messenger RNA from Arvicanthis niloticus (Nile rat), 1473 nucleotides. RefSeq names its product cytochrome P450 2C37. Gene Ontology annotation, biological process: xenobiotic metabolic process. The record is from RefSeq and is a predicted model, not a curated record. NCBI's taxonomy places the organism in Eukaryota, Metazoa, Chordata, Mammalia, Rodentia, Muridae. Gene Ontology annotation, cellular component: cytoplasm; intracellular membrane-bounded organelle. Gene Ontology annotation, molecular function: heme binding; iron ion binding; oxidoreductase activity, acting on paired donors, with incorporation or reduction of molecular oxygen, reduced flavin or flavoprotein as one donor, and incorporation of one atom of oxygen.